GUCGACACCAUGGACCCCUAAGACUAUGAAGUUGCCAUUUUGGUCCCAUCCAAGAAGGCCGUUGAGACCAUCGACAUCAGCUCAUCCUCCGAAGGUGAGGAUGGUGCUCCAGAUAGGGUUCACGUUAAGCAAGAGGAAGCUGAUGAUGCUGCAGCAAUGGAUUGUGCAGCUGAGCAUGAGGAAGUUGCUCCUCCUCCUCCUGCUGAUGUCCAUCUGAUUCGUCGAGGUCCCAGGAUAGAGGCAGGUGAGGAAUGGGAUGACUUUUGCAUGUAUCCCAAUCUAGUGGAAAUGAAUCCUACACAAGUUGAAACCCUAAGAUUUCUUGUUGACCAAAAGUGCCCCGCAAUUCCUUUUUAUGUGUGCACUAUAAAGAGUGCAAGUACCGUGGAAGGCAGUUCCAGAAUGUACUUCAACCGGAAGUUUACCAAGCAGUACAUCUCGAGGAAUAUGCACCUUCCAGAUAAUGACUUUCUUGUCUCUUACAGUGAGAGACAUUGUGUGAAAGUGAGGAUUUUCCAGGGCAAAGGGAGGGUUGACGGUGCAGUGAUCACAACUAACUGGAGAGCUGUGGUGCAGAAGAGCAAGAUGAAGGAAAAUGAUAUCUUUGUGUUUUGGUUCCGCAUUCGCGCCGAGGGCGGUCUCAAGUUGCAUGUCAGGAAGCUCGAGAAAUGAGCUAGCAGGCUGAACCUCUCUAAUUAAGCUAGUAGUACUAUAUAUAUGUGUGUAUGAGCUCAAGUAAUAUGAGCAUUGAACCUCUUAUCGAUCUGGUA
Molecule: messenger RNA, 770 nt
Organism: Lolium perenne
Lineage: Eukaryota; Viridiplantae; Streptophyta; Magnoliopsida; Poales; Poaceae
Source: RefSeq, a predicted model, not a curated record